CCCCGACCCCGGCCCUGGCGCAGACCCAGCCGCAGAUCCCGCCCGGCAGCGUCCAGGCCCCAGGUGCGGCAGAGCAGUCUCGGUGACUUAGGCAGCUCUGGGGAACGAGGUGGCUUUGGGGACUGGCUGCUGGAGGUGGAGUUUGAUCAGGGUCCCACAGGCUGCUCUCACGUGGAAAGCUUUAAAGUAGCAAAGAACUGGCAGAAGAACCUCCGGUUGAUCUACCAGCGUUUCGUGUGGAGUGGGACCCCAGAGACGAGGAAGCGUAAGGCAAAGUCGUGCAUCUGUCACGUAUGUAGCACCCAUAUGAACAGACUCCACUCUUGUCUCUCUUGUGUCUUUUUCGGGUGCUUUACUGAAAAACACAUUCAUAAACAUGCAGAAACAAAAGAGCACAAUUUAGCUGUAGACCUCUAUCAUGGGGUUAUAUACUGCUUUAUGUGUAAGGAUUAUGUAUAUGACAAAGACAUAGAACAGAUUGCCAAAGAGACAAAAGAGAAACUUUUGAAGUUAAUAACUUCCACCUCAACAGAUGUUUCUCAGCAGCAGUGUAUGGAGUCAGGUGUUGAAGAGAAGCGAUCAAGCUGUGAGUCAAAGGAACAGGAGCCAAAAUUGGUGAAACCCAAGAAAAAGAGGAGAAAAAAGUCAGUCUAUACUGUAGGCCUGAGAGGGCUAAUCAAUCUUGGGAACACCUGCUUUAUGAAUUGCAUUGUCCAGGCACUUACCCAUAUUCCUCUACUGAAAGAUUUCUUCCUCUCUGACAAGCACAAAUGUAUUAUGACGAGCCCCAGCUUAUGUCUUGUUUGUGAGAUGUCUUCGCUUUUUCACGCAAUGUACUCUGGGAGCCGGACUCCUCACAUUCCCUAUAAGUUACUGCACCUGAUAUGGAUUCAUGCAGAACACUUAGCAGGGUACAGGCAGCAGGAUGCCCAUGAGUUCCUUAUUGCGAUAUUAGAUGUGCUGCAUAGACACAGCAAAGAUGAUAGUGUUGGGCAAGAAGCCAAUAACUUCAACUGCUGUAACUGCAUUAUAGACCAAAUUUUUACAGGUGGCCUGCAGUCAGAUGUCACAUGUCAAACUUGCCAUAGCGUCUCUACCACAAUAGACCCGUGCUGGGACAUCAGUUUGGACUUGCCUAGCUCUUGUGCUACAUUCAAUUCACAGAGUACAGAGAGGGCUGACGGCGCAGUGAGUAGGAAUGACCACAUACCAGGCAUCCCCUCACUCACAGACUGCCUACAGUGGUUUACAAGGCCAGAGCACUUAGGAAGCGGUUCCAAAAUUAAAUGUAGUAGUUGCCAAAGCUACCAGGAAUCUACCAAACAGCUCACAAUGAAGAAAUUACCCAUUGUGGCCUGUUUUCAUCUAAAGCGGUUUGAACAUUUAGGCAAACAGAGACGAAAGAUUAAUACUUUUAUCUCCUUUCCCUUGGAGCUGGACAUGACUCCAUUUUUGGCCUCCACUAAAGAGAGCAGAAUGAAAGAUGGCCAACCACCAACAGACUGUGCGCCCAACGAGAAUAAGUAUUCCUUGUUUGCAGUGAUUAAUCACCAUGGAACUUUGGAAAGUGGACACUACACCAGCUUCAUCCGGCAACAAAAGGACCAGUGGUUCAGCUGUGAUGAUGCUGUCAUCACCAAGGCUACCAUUGAGGACUUACUCUACAGUGAAGGGUAUUUACUGUUCUAUCACAAACAGGGUCUAGAGAAAGACUAGUCUAUCAGGCCACUUACCAGAACAAAGUUAAAGAAAUAGGCAAGGAUCCUACCUGAAAUGGACGAUGACAAUACCUAUACAACAAUGAGCACCUCUUGAAAUAUCACAAAAACCUCCUGGAAGGAACAAUGACAACAGCACCUAUAUGACAAUUAGCACCUUGAUGUAAAGAACGUAUUUUACCACGGCCUGUGGGAAAAAUGAAUACUAGCUGGUGACCAUUCAGCCUUAAAUGGGAGGAGGGAAGAGUGGUGGAAAAUGGUCACAUAAAGCAUAGUUAAAUGAAAAGAAUGUUUUAGGUGGGGAGAGUGGGAAUAGAAAUGUUCUAGAACUACUAUAUGUCAUUUAUUUCUGUAAAAUAUACUGUGGGAAAUCAGGGAGUAUUCAUCAGCAAAAAGCUUCACCAUUGGUAUUCCAGCUGUGGCUGACCAAAUAGUUUGGGGGGAAAGGAUAUUUUAAAAGAGAUUCUGAAAAGCU
Molecule: messenger RNA, 2193 nt
Organism: Myotis brandtii (Brandt's bat)
Lineage: Eukaryota; Metazoa; Chordata; Mammalia; Chiroptera; Vespertilionidae
Gene: USP51
Product: ubiquitin specific peptidase 51
Exons: 1
Biological process (GO): protein deubiquitination
Molecular function (GO): zinc ion binding; cysteine-type deubiquitinase activity
Source: RefSeq, a predicted model, not a curated record